This is a messenger RNA of Eptesicus fuscus (big brown bat), 2401 nucleotides long. It is a transcript of the gene CTNNAL1, whose product is annotated as catenin alpha like 1. Bases 72 to 2336 code for a protein of 754 amino acids. The record is from RefSeq and is a predicted model, not a curated record. Gene Ontology annotation, biological process: cell adhesion; Rho protein signal transduction. Gene Ontology annotation, molecular function: actin filament binding; cadherin binding. The transcript has 21 exons. Lineage: Eukaryota; Metazoa; Chordata; Mammalia; Chiroptera; Vespertilionidae.
CCGCCGCGGGCGGGCUGGCUGGCAGGCGGCGGGCCCGCAGUGGCGCGGCGUCCGAGCUGUGCGACCGGGGGAUGGCCAUGGCCGCCUCUCCGGGCCCCGCCGGCGUUGGCGGCGCCGGGGCCAUGCCAGGCUCCGGCCCAUCCAGCUUCGGCUUCGACUCGGGACUCGAGAUCAAAACUCGCUCGGUGGAGCAGACGCUGCUCCCGCUGGUUUCCCAGAUUACCACACUUAUUAAUCACAAAGAUAAUACCAAAAAGUCUGAUAAAACUCUGCAAGCAAUCCAGCGUGUAGGACAAGCCGUCAACUUGGCAGUUGGAAGAUUUGUUAAAGUAGGGGAAGCUAUAGCCAAUGAAAACUGGGAUUUGAAAGAAGAAAUAACUAUUGCCUGUAUUGAAGCUAAACAAGCAGGAGAAACGAUUGCAGCACUUACAGAUGUAAGCACCCUGCAUCACCCCGAAUCUGGUGGCCAGAUCACCAUUUUUACAGACAAAACAGGAGUUAUAAAGGCUGCGAGAUUACUCCUUUCUUCAGUGACAAAAGUGUUGCUGCUGGCAGACCGAGUGGUCAUUAAGCAGAUAAUAACAUCGAGAAAUAAGGUUCUUGCAACUAUGGAAAGACUGGAGAAAGUGAAUAGCUUUCAAGAGUUUGUCCAGAUAUUCAGUCAAUUUGGAAAUGAAAUGGUGGAGUUUGCACAUCUAACUGGAGAUAGACAAAAUGAUCUGAAAGAUGAAAAGAAAAAGGCAAAAAUGGCAGCAGCGAGGGCAGUUCUUGAAAAGUGUACAAUGAUGCUUCUCACAGCUUCAAAGACGUGUCUCAGGCAUCCCAACUGUGAAUCGGCCCAUAAAAACAAAGAAGGGGUAUUCGACCGAAUGAAAGUGGCACUGGAUAAGGUCAUUGAAAUUGUGACUGACUGCAAGCCCAAUGGAGAGACUGAUGUUGCAGCCGUCAGUAUUUUUACCGGGAUUAAAGAAUUCAAGAUGAAUAUAGAAGCUCUUCGGGAGAAUCUUUAUUUUCAGUCAAAGGAGAAUCUCUCCGCGACGUUGGAAGCCGUCUUGGAGCGCACGGAGGACUUCACCGAUUCCGCCUACACCAGCCACGAGCACAGGGAGCGCAUCCUGGACCUGUCGGCCCACGUGAGGGCGGAGCUCCAGCAGUUAGCCUCCGUGUGGAUGCAAGCCCAAAGCAAGAGAACAAAAAGCAUCGCUGAAGAGCUGGAACUCAGUAUAUUGAAAAUCAGUCAUGGCCUCAAUGAACUUAAGAAAGAACUUCACAGUACAGCAACUCAGCUGGCAGCAGAUCUGUUAAAGUACCAUGCUGAUCACGUGGUUCUAAAAGCGUUAAAACUUACGGGAGUAGACGGAAAUUUAGAAGGUUUGGCUGAAUAUGCCUGUAAAUUCUCAGAACAGAGAGAGCAGCUUGUCGAGACCUGUCGAUUGUUGCGACAUGUAUCUGGGACAGAACCUCUUGAGAUAACAUGCGUCCAUGCAGAGGAGACAUUUCAGGUGACUGGCCAGCAGAUAAUUUCUGCUGCUGAAACAUUGACAUUGCAUCCAUCUAGUAAAAUUGCUAAAGAAAACCUAGAUGUAUUUUGUGAAGCAUGGGAAUCCCAAAUUAGUGACAUGUCAACAUUGCUAAGAGAAAUCAAUGAUGUGUUUGAAGGAAGACGAGGAGAGAAGUAUGGCUACCUUUCACUUCCCAAGCCCAUGAAGAAUAAUGCAAACCUGAAAUCAUUAAAGCCAGAGAAGUCUGACUCUGAGGAGAAAGCCAAGAUUGCAAAGCUUGGACUUAAGCUGGGUUUGCUCACCUCCGAUGCCAACUGUGAGAUCGAGAAGUGGGAGAAUCAGGAGAAUGAGAUUGUUCGAUAUGGGCGGAACAUGUCCAGGACGGCCUAUUCUCUAUAUUUAUUUACUAGGGGAGAGGGGCCACUGAAAACUUCCCAGGAUUUAAUUAAUCAAUUAGAGGUUUUCGCUGAAGAGGGCUUAAAGGUUGCUUCAAGUGCACAAGCUUUCUCAAAACAGCUGAAAGAUGACGACAAGCUUAUGCUUCUCCUGGAAAUAAACAAGCUAAUCCCUCUAUGCCACCAGCUCCAGACAAUAACUAAGACACCUGUGCAGAAUCAAGGGCUUGUAAAGGUUGAUAAAUGUAUUACAAAGACAAGAUCCAUGAUGGCUAUUUUGGUCCAGCUUCUCUCACUUUGCUUUAAACUACUGAAGAAGCUUCAGAUGGAAAACAACAGAUGGGUCUCAGUCACGAAUAAAGACUCCGUGGAUGAAGCCACAGUGUCAGAGUUCCGCUUUGCCUCAGAGAGGAAGGCCAUCCUGUGGCAUAAGGACUAGAGAAGUUUUUAGAAAGAGAAAAGCAAAAGAGGAGCAGGCUGGGUCCAUGGCUGGGCAGAUCUGAG